AUGUCCGCUACCAAGAAAGCAAGAACAGUGAGGAAAAGAGCGGCGGCGCCUACCGAUUCUGAUCCUGAUACGAACGAACUGGUGCUGUCAUCUGAUCCACUUCAUCCGGCGAAUUUGAUACCUGAAUUAUGUAAACUAUUUUAUUCUCUGGGAUGGGUUACGGGUACUGGAGGAGGUAUAUCAAUACGUAAUGGGGAUAAUGUAUACAUUGCUCCAUCAGGAGUCCAAAAAGAACGAAUUUCUCCAAAGGACCUUUUUGUUCUCACACUUUCUACGCAAUGCAACCUUCGCUCUCCACCAUCUCUCAAACCUUCCGCUUGCACGCCAUUAUUCUUCAACGCAUAUACUCUUAGACAGGCUGGUGCAUGCAUUCAUACACACUCGCAGAAUGCCGUCAUGGUGACGCUACUGUAUAGAGAUCAAUUCAAAAUAACGCAUCAAGAGAUGAUCAAAGGUAUUAAAAAAGGAUCUACGGAAGAGAACAUGAUGUUUGAUGAGAUGCUCGUUGUUCCUAUCGUGGAGAAUACUCUAUUCGAAGAAGAGUUGACGGCACGGAUGGCCAAGGCAAUCGAAGAUUAUCCAGAGACGAAUGCCGUUUUAGUGCGAAGGCAUGGUGUAUAUGUUUGGGGUAAAACAUGGGAAAAAGCCAAGACAAUGACGGAAUGUUAUGACUAUCUUUUCGAAAUAGCCGUCAAAAUGAAAAGCAUUGGAAUCGAUCCUGCCGCCAAACCU
This is a messenger RNA of Paraglomus brasilianum, 732 nucleotides long. The record is from the annotation of a GenBank genome assembly. Lineage: Eukaryota; Fungi; Glomeromycota; Glomeromycetes; Paraglomerales; Paraglomeraceae.